CUUCCUAAAAGGCAAAUGGGCAAUUUCUUCUUCUAAAAUUCGUAAUCCGAAGAGACUAGGAUUUGUGCUAAAUAAAUAAAUCAUGAACUCCAAUUUUUAAACUAUCUGUGCGAAUUUUAUUUUAGGCAAUUUCUUUCUAAUAAAGGGGCAAUUUUAUUUUAUCUUAAAUUCGUAAUCCUAAUCCCUCGGAGCCGGACGUACUAGGAUUAGGAUUUGUGCUCCUUAAUCCAGGGCCGGCGACAAUAAAUUUCGUCGAUUCUUACUUCAAUUCUUUGAUCCAUCAAUCUUACUACGCAUUAUAUAUAUAGAGUGAUGCUCCGACGCGCGGCAGCGACGGGGAACUACCUUUGUGGUAUGAUGUGGAACGUGGAGGAGAUAGAUACAGAAGAUGUUCCUGGUCUUCAAAGGUCUCUGGUGAGGAUAUAUAUGAAAGAUGGGUAUGCUUCGUGUGCUAAAACAUGGUUUCUGGACCGUGAAGAAAGCGGCAGGAAGAAGGAAAUUCUGUAUAGGUUUGAGAAGUGCGUUGACGUGAGCGGUGAAUGUGCUUGGACUAGUGACUUGGAGAAGAUUCUCCGGGAAGGAUCUGAAGAGGAAGAAGAACUCAUGACUUUAUUUACGGAUAAAGUACUCUCCCCCUUCCACCAAUUUGUCGACGGAAAAGGGCUCAAGAACUUCGCAAGUUUUUUUAUAAAGGGAUGUCGUGAUCGGCUUAUUCCUCUCGUCAAUCACAACUCUAACUCAAAGCUAUACUCGAUUAGCCUGGGUUUAUCUCUAGAGCUCUCCGUAACUGUGGGGGUAAAGGCAUGGACCUGGUUUGAAGAGUAUAAUUUUGGGUUUAAAGGCCUGGAGCAACCGCCGCCUGGUAUGCUUGAUUACGAUCAUACAUCUCCAAUGCCUCUGCCGAGGAUAGUGGGGGAUGGCUACGGUUUCUUCCAACUUGGCGGCGGUGGUGGAAAUGAGGAUGAAGAAAAAACAUGUGCCAUUUGUUUCCGCAAGUACGAACCGCAGUGCCUAGUGAUUCGCCUCCAAUGUGUGGAUGAGCUUCUCCCCGAGCAUCGCCGCAAGGUCGAAACCGCAACAACAGCAAUGUUGCUGCCAUGUAAGCACAUAUUCCAUGCAAAUUGCAUUGCGGGCUGGUUUCGGGUUUCAGAUGAUCUAGCACCCAACAAGCCGCUAUCACGUAAUAAUACUUGCCCUCUAUGUAGGUUUGCGAUCCCCAGCCACUAUUUCAUCUUUUCUCUUGCACGUUGUUUUCCUCUGAAGAGUGUGAGGUUCAAGAAGAAAUUCGAGGGUACUUGGGAAUGAACCAGGCCGGGCCACCAAGUCCAUUGGGAUGAAAACAUCUUUCUCGCGUACGCCAAAAGAUGUCUCAUCUCCGAGUUUGCUGCUCAAAUGCCAACUGCAAAGAACCCAAAUCUGUCUCCUUGUCCUAAUAAUGACCCAACUGGAGGUGAUAGUAAGGUAUAUUUAUUCAUUUUGUAACUCAG
Molecule: messenger RNA, 1487 nt
Organism: Cuscuta epithymum
Lineage: Eukaryota; Viridiplantae; Streptophyta; Magnoliopsida; Solanales; Convolvulaceae
Source: the annotation of a GenBank genome assembly